UUUGGAUCUUGGUUGGGCUCCUGACGCGCUGCUCUGCGGUCCGGCUCUGAACUGCUUGCAGACCUUUGGCAAGCAUCAGAGCUGCCACAUACAUGGCUCUAGAUGAGUCCAGGCUGAGCCCUCUGCCCAAGAGAGUCAAACCAACCUAUAUGGCCAUGGACAAGGAGAACCAGAUCAUCGGUUAUGUGGUGCCCAUCUUCAGGGGCAGUCAUGAGUUUCAAAGCGGCCUAUCAGACACUGAGGACGCGUGCGCUAAAGAGAGCGCUGGCUAUCUGGCCCGUCGUGACCUCUUCGCUAGCGGCGUGGAGUCGGAGCGCAUCGAACACAAGUCCCACAGAACCGUCAUGAGGGAGUCAGCAGAGCGCAUCUCGCUUAGCAAGAGGAUCUAUGAGAACGAAGAGUACCAUAAGCGUCUGAACGAGGACAGCCUGAUGCACACACCCGAGUUUGUGAUUAAGCCACGAUCCCACACUGUUUGGGAGAAACAGUGUGUGCGACUGCACUGUACCAUCUCAGGAUGGCCUGAACCACGCGUUGUGUGGUACAAGAACAAUGUUAGCAUUGAUCCGAUGGCCACGCCAGAGAAGUACAAAGUGGAGAGCAGCUACAGCGUCCACUCCCUGGAGAUUAACAAGUGUGACUUCGAUGACACUGCACAGUAUCGUGUGUCGGCCAUGAACAGCAAGGGCGAGACCUCUGCUUUUGCUUCUGUUGUCGUCAAAAGAUUCAAAGGAGAAUUUCUGCCAUCUCCCAGACUCCAAAGCAGAAAGUUCGGCUUCAAAGCACCUUGUCUGGAGUAUGGAGUGACAUUCGAGACGCACCUCGUGGAGAAGUUUGGGGUGUCUUUUGGACGUGAGGGUGAGACGUUGAGUUUUGGCUGCUCUGUUAUCAUCUACCCGUCACUGCAGCGCUUCCAGCCUGAGAUAGAGUGGUACAGAGAUGAUAAACUGCUGGUGCCGUCAAAAUGGGUUCAGAUGCACUGGAGCGGCGACAGAGCGACACUCACUCUCUCACACCUCAACAAGGAGGAUGAAGGACUCUACACACUUCGCGUCAUCACCAAAUCUGGCUUUGAGACACAUUCAGCGUAUGUCUUUGUCAGAGAUGCUGAUGCAGAGGUUGCUGGAGCUCCUGGUGCACCUUUAGAUGUUCAUAGUCUGGAUGCUAAUAAAGAUUAUGUCAUCGUUACCUGGAAGCAGCCUGCUGUGGAUGGAGGAAGCCCCAUUUUGGGAUAUUUUGUUGACAGGUGUGAAGUUGGCAUGACACACUGGGCGCAAUGCAAUGACACUCCGGUGAAGUUUGCACGCUUCCCUGUAACUGGUCUCGUGGAAGGACGAAGCUAUGUGUUUCGAGUGCGUGCGGUGAACAAGGCAGGCAUGAGCCAUCCAUCUCGUGUGUCUGAACCAGUAGCCGCUAUGGACCCUGCAGACCGCACAAGAAAAGGUCCCUCUGCUCCUUGGACUGGACAAAUCAUUGUGACUGAGGAGGAGCCUGUGGAGGGAGUGGUUCCCGGCAGACCUUGUGAUCUCUCAGUCAUUGAGGCCACUAAAAACUAUGUGGUGUUGAGCUGGAAGCCUCCAGGCGAGAAGGGCCAUGAAGGGGUUAUGUAUUACGUGGAGAAGUGUGUGUCUGGCACAGACAGCUGGCAGCGAGUCAACACUGAAAUCCCCGUCAAAUCUCCACGUUUUGCUCUUUUUGAUCUGGCCGAGGGCAAGUCUUACCGCUUCCGCGUUCGCUGCUGCAACUCAGCUGGUGUUGGUGAACCAUCAGAACCGACUGAAGCCACCACGGUUGGGGACAAGCUGGAUAUCCCAUCAGCCCCUGGCCGUGUGGUUCCUACCCGCAAUACAGACACAUCUGUGGUGGUUUCAUGGGAAGCUUCACGUGAUGCUAAAGAGCUGGUGGGCUACUACAUUGAGAGCAGCGUUGCAGGGAGCAACACUUGGGAGCCAUGCAACAACAAACCAGUUAAAGGCACAAGGUUUAUCUGUCAUGGCUUGACCACUGACGAGACUUAUGUUUUCCGAGUAAGAGCCGUCAAUGCUGCAGGAAUCAGUGAAUUCUCACAGGAAUCAGAAGCCAUUAAAGUUAAAGCUGCUAUCGCUUAUAGAGUUUCAGAGCUAAAGGAAAACAUGCUGUACCAGUUCCAGGUACGUGCAGCCAACAUGGCUGGUGUGGGCAUCCCGUCUCUUCCCAGUGAGACAUUCAAGUGUGAGGAGUGGACUAUUGCUGUACCGGGACCACCUCAUGACCUCCAAGUGCAGGAGAUUCGUAAGGACUCUCUGGUCUUGCUCUGGAAACCGCCUGUCUACCAGGGUCGUGAUCCUAUCAAUGGAUACUACAUUGAUAUCAAAGAGGCUGAAGCAGACUUUGAGAUGUGGAGAGGAGUCAAUGAGAAAGCUACUGACAAGACAUUCAUGAAGAUCAAGGAUCUAAAGGAGGGGGAAUCGUAUGUUUUCCGUGUGCGCGCUCAGAAUAAGGCUGGCGUAGGAAAAGUAUCAGAUUCUACAGAACCGGUUGAGGCCGUGACUAAGCCAGGUACAACUGAGAUAGUUGUGAAUGUUGACGAUGAUGGCGUCAUUUCACUGAAUUUUGAGUGCUCUAACCUCACCGCUGACUCCAAAUUCGUCUGGUCCAAGAACUACGUGGAAAUGGCAGAACUUGAACGCAUGACCAUAGAGACCAAGGGUAGCAAGUCCAAAGCCAUCUUUAAAACACCUUCAGAAGAAGACCUGGGUAUCUACUCUUGUUUCGUGACACACACUGAUGGAGUCUCUGCCAGCUACACACUCUCUGAGGAAACUCUAAAAGAACUCCUGAAGAUCAGCCACGACCACAAAUUCCCCAUCAUCCCUCUGAAGACAGAGCUGGCCGUGGAGCUGCUGGAGAAGGGCAGAGUUCGCUUCUGGUUGCAGGCUGAGAAGAUCUCUGCCAAUGGAAAAGUUGAAUAUGUGUUCAAUGACAAUGUGGUCCACCAGGGAGAGAAAUACAAGAUGAACUUUGAUAAAAAUACUGGCAUCAUUGAGAUGUUCAUGGAGUCUCUGGGCAAAGAGGACGAGGGAACGUUCACUUUCCAGCUUCAAGACGGCAAAGCCACUAACCAGUCCAGUCUAGUGCUGAUCGGAGAUGUGUUCAAGCAGUUACAGAAGGAAUCAGAGUUCCAGAAAAAAGAAUGGAUUAGAAAGCAAGGUCCACACUUCGUGGAGUAUCUCGGUUAUGAAGUCACACCUGAGUGCUGCGUGAGACUGAAGUGUAAGGUUGCUAAUAUGAAGAAAGACUCUGUGGCGCUGUGGUAUAAGGAUGGACGAGAGAUUAAGGUCAAUGAGAAACUGGAUUUCUCUGAAGGAGUGUUGACUUUGGAGAUCGCUCAGGUGAGCAGCAUUUCUCAAAGAUUCAAAGACCUGAUGAACCAGGUUUUCAGUGUUAUUGCGAACUCCUCCACUCCACUGAAGAUCCAGAGCACAGAGGAGGGAAUCAGGCUUUACACCUUCGUCAGCUACUACAACGACGAGCUGCAUGUCACCUGGCAUCACAAGGACGCUGCGAUCGCAUUCACCGAGCGCAUUAAGAGCGGUGUGGUGGGAGAGCAGCUGUGGCUGCAGAUCUCUGAACCCACAGAGAAAGAUAAAGGCAAAUACGCCAUUGAGUUCUUCGAUGGGAAAGGAGGCUUGCGCAGAACUGUGGAACUGGCUGGACAAGCAUUUGACGAUGCAUUUGCUGAGUUUCAAAGACUCAAGGCUGCAGCUAUUGCAGAGAGAAAUCGUGCGCGUGUGGCAGGUGGUCUGCCUGAUGUUGUGACCAUUCAAGAGGGCAAGUGUCUGAACCUGACCUGCAAUAUCUGGGGCGAACCCGUACCCGAGGUCACCUGGCUAAAGAAUGAGCGCGAGAUGGUUUCCAACGAUCACUACAUUCUGAAGUUUGAGUCGGGCAAGUUUGCCAGUUUCACCAUCACCAGCAUCAAUACGUCUGAUUCCGGCAAGUACAGCAUCCUGGUAAAGAACAAGUACGGCACGGAGAGCGGCGACUUCACCGUAAGUGUCUUCAUCCCAGACGAGGAACCCGGCAAGAAAAAAUAAAACCAACCAAACAGAAAAAAAUAAACAUUAUGAUUAUGCAAAACUAAAUUACAAAAAAAAAAUUCUGCAAGAUUUAGAUGACACGCUGAAACGUUUGACCGAUAGACCAUGGUGCUAAUAUCUUGGUUGCAGAUUGAAAAGAGUUGGUCCAAGUUUUAAUCCAUCAAUGUCAAAGUAGUGCUAUAAUUGGAAACAGAUAUUUUUCUGGAUAGAGCUUGCAUUGCUUACUUGACCGUUUUCUCCAUCAUGGUGUUAGUAAAAUAGUUUAAAGCCCAGAUUAGAGAAUGAAUGCAGUUUGACUCCAGGUUGUGUUGAGAGUGUGUAGUUUUACUGAGAAGAAACAGGUGCACUGAAGUGCAUGAAAGAUUGACACUUUUGAAUUGAGGGACAAAUGGACGCUCCAUUUCUGUAUAGCUUAUCAUUACUCAGUCCUGAAAAGCAGGGGCUUAGAUUCACAAGUAAACAUCAAAUAGUCCAUAUUACAAUCAAUGCUGUAAAGAAAUCUUUAAAUGGUGUUUAAAUGAAUCCAUGCCCCUGCUGUAAGCUUUCUGUGGGUUCUCUAUAAUGUUUCACAUUUCUAAUGAAUCACUGCAUGCACGAUCCCAUUGUGACAGCAGUUAUGUCUUCACUUCCUCUUUGACCUCACAGAUAAUGAUGACUUCCUCUGUUAUUUCCAAUAAAUGGAGCGCAUAUU
Sinocyclocheilus grahami is the source of this 4770-nucleotide messenger RNA. It is a transcript of the gene myom1b, whose product is annotated as myomesin 1b. The transcript is spliced from 37 exons. Gene Ontology annotation, cellular component: M band. The coding region runs from base 93 to 4076 and encodes 1327 amino acids. Lineage: Eukaryota; Metazoa; Chordata; Actinopteri; Cypriniformes; Cyprinidae. Gene Ontology annotation, biological process: sarcomere organization. The record is from RefSeq and is a predicted model, not a curated record. Gene Ontology annotation, molecular function: protein binding.